Messenger RNA from Striga asiatica, 1686 nucleotides. The record is from the annotation of a GenBank genome assembly. NCBI's taxonomy places the organism in Eukaryota, Viridiplantae, Streptophyta, Magnoliopsida, Lamiales, Orobanchaceae.
AUGAAAAGAGAUCGUGAGCGCAAUAAAACAGAUUCGGCGGCGUCCACCGCCGGAAAAUCGAAUCUUUGGCCGGAGCCGCAGCCGCAGGACGCCGGCAUGGACGAGCUUUUCGCCGUCCUGGGGUACAAGGUAAAGUCCUCGGACAUGGCCGAGGUCGCCGAGAAACUGGAGCAGCUGGAGAUGGCAAUGGGCACCACCGCCGCCGCCGCCGCGGCGGGAGACGACGGAGUUUCCUCCCUCCUUUGCGACAACACCGUCCACUACAACCCGUCGGAUCUCUCGGGCUGGGUCGACUCCAUGCUGUCGGAGCUCGAUUUCUCGACCCAGAUCGGGAUUUCGGGACAAUCUUCUGGCGGCUUCACCGGCUUCUCGAACGGCGACGACGACCUGAGGGUGAUUCCCGGCGGCGCGGUCCUUGGAGACGGCAGCAAGCGGCUAAAAUCGUCUCCUGGAUCUGAGAUUCAGAUUCCCCCGAGCGGGUCUCUAUCCGGUCCGGCGGUGACGGCGGCGGAGGAGGAGGCCCCGCGGCCGGUUGUUGUGGUGGACUCGCAGGAGGCCGGCGUGAGGCUCGUUCACAUGCUGAUGGCGUGCGCGGAGGCCGUACAGCAGGGGAACGCGAAGCUGGCCGAUGCUCUGGUCAAGAACAUCGGCGUGUUGGCCGUCUCUCAGGUGGGGGCCAUGAGGAAGGUGGCCACAUACUUCGCCGAGGCCCUGGCCCGAAGGAUCUACCGGAUUCGCCCGCCGGAAUCCCUCGGCCCCUCGUACAGCGACAUUUUGCAGACCCAUUUUUACGAGACGGGGCCUUAUCUCAAAUUCGCGCACUUCACGGCCAACCAGGCGAUUCUCGAGGCGUUCGCCGGAGCUGAUAGGGUCCACGUGGUCGAUUUCAGCCUGAAACAGGGGAUGCAGUGGCCGGCCUUGAUUCAGGCUUUGGCUGUGCGGCCGGGCGGCCCGCCGAUUUUUCGACUCACUGGAAUCGGGCCGCCUCAGCCCGAUAACGGCGACGCUUUGGAACAGGUGGGUCUGAAAUUGGGACAGCUGGCGGAGACGAUAGGGGUCGAGUUCGAAUUUCGUGGCGUGGUGGCUAAUUCCUUGGCCGAUCUGGAUCCGAGCUUGUUUGGUGUCGGGCCCGUAGAAGGCGAGUCGCUGGCCGUGAACUCUGUUUUCGAGCUUCACGGGCUUUUAUCCAGGCCCGGGGAAAUUGACAAGGUUCUGGGUUUAAUCCGAGCGAUAAAGCCGAAAAUCGUGACGGUGACCGAGCAGGAAGCGAACCACAACGGCUGCAGUUUUCUGGAGAGGUUCGACGAGGCCCUCCAUUACUAUUCCACCAUGUUCGACUCGCUCGAGGGAUUCGGGCCGGCUCGGCCCGAAACCCAGGACCUGGAGAUGACAGAGGUGUACCUCGCGCGGCAGAUAUGCAACGUGGUGGCCUGUGAGGGGCCGGACCGGGUCGAGCGGCACGAGCCCCUGGACCGGUGGCGGCGGCGGUUGGGGGCCGCGGGGUUCGAGCCGGUCCACCUGGGCUCGGAUGCUUUCAGGCAGGCUGGCUUGCUGCUGGAGCUCUUCGCCGGCGGGGAUGGGUACAGGGUGGAGGAGAACUGCGGGUGUUUGAUGCUCAGCUGGCACACGCGGCCGCUCAUCGCCACCUCGGCGUGGCGGCUGGCGGCGGGGGGAGCUGGGGGUUAG